Molecule: messenger RNA, 1281 nt
Organism: Laetiporus sulphureus 93-53
Lineage: Eukaryota; Fungi; Basidiomycota; Agaricomycetes; Polyporales; Laetiporaceae
Product: kinase-like protein
Exons: 6
Coding region: 1-1281 (426 amino acids)
Biological process (GO): protein phosphorylation; spliceosomal complex assembly; regulation of mRNA processing
Molecular function (GO): ATP binding; protein kinase activity
Source: RefSeq, a predicted model, not a curated record
AUGCGGUUCCCAGAGGAAAACUUACUGGCUACAAUCCCUGAAGGGGAUGGCUUCUUCGUUGCCUCGCCUGGAGCCCUGCUCAAGGCCGGCCGCUACAGCAUCAUUCGCAAGCUAGGAAGAGGGGUCUGCUCAAAUACGUUCCUAGUGGAGGAUCUUCAACCCAAGUCGUUGUCUUCCAAAUACUUGGCAGCAAAGAUAUUGACUGUGGCGUCCACUGCUGCUCUGGAGAAGGGUUCCAUCCAUGAACCUGAGUUCCUUCAGGCCGUUGCUCACCGACGGAAGAGCACGCCUGUGCCGUCAUUGCCCGUUCUCGAAGACCAUUUCGCUCAAAGAGGCCUCCAUGGAAUUCAUUAUUGCCUUCUCACCGCUCCUUUACGGUCCGAUGUCCAUGCCUUCCGCACCUCUGCUGCCUCAGGAAAGCUCGCUGUCCAUGUCGUCAAGCCGAUAAUUGCUUGUGUGGUUGAAGGCUUGAAGGCGUUGCAUUCGCUUAAUAUUAUCCACGCAGACGUCAAGGCGGACAAUGUGUUAUUCCUAGGUCCAGACACAGCAGAGAUUGAGGAAACAAUUGCGAGGGAACCUCCAUUGGUCGACGGUACGUUCGAGUUCCGAGGUACGCAAUAUCCGAUUCUCCGGUCGCAACCGUUCCAGCCAGGGAUCUCGUGGGAUGUAUCUUCGUUCGACGCGGAAACCAUCCAGGUGGUAUUAAGCGACCUCGGAGCUGCCUUAUGGGCCGACAAGCCCAAACCUCCGGGUGACAUCGGCGCAUUUGCGUUGCGUGCGCCUGAGAAUAUCAUCCGCGCUGAAUGUGGCAAGGAGAUCGAUAUUUGGGCUGUUGGGUGUAUGACGUUCGAGCUCCUUACGGGACAGAUUCUCUUCCGACCUCAGCCCACCACAGAUCUCACUGCGGACGAAAGUCUGCUCUUGUUGCAGUACGCUUUGACCGGUGAGACCCUGGACAAGAGCCUGGCCGAGCAGUCUCGCGCCAAGGAUCAGUACUUCGACAACGAAGGGGACUUCGUGAAAGCCAAGGCGAAUCCCUAUCCUCGCCAAACACUCAAAGAGCUCUUGACCGAACACACCGAGCUCACUGCGAUUCAGGUCGAGGCUGCUGCCCGAUUCAUUGGGGAUUGUUUAAGGCUUGAUCCUGGUGAUCGGCUGAGCAUUGAGCAGUUGGACCAGCAUCAAUGGCUGGAGACUGCAUUUAUGGGAGGUAUGGACGAGGCGGAACAACCUCCUCAUUCCGAUGCUGCGCCUGAGUCUCAACGCCAGCCUGCUUUGUAA